AACUGAGUUAAUAAGAUGAGCUACUUCUGUAGCUAGACGUCGUUUCUGAUUUGAGGACAAAAAUAAACUGGCCCAAGUCAAUUUAAAAUUAUCUACGUACAAAUUAGUAUCAAAGAAAUUGAUACAGUCGGAUUUACAACAUGCAUUGUACAUUAUUUUAUUUAGGCUACAUGUCAUAUAAUUGCAUUUGUCGGGCAGUGUGCAUGAGUAAGGAAAUGCACAAACAAAUACAUGUUUAGCAGGAAGGCCUUCUAAUAUAGCAAAACUUCUAUGUAUGUCAGACUUUGACACCCCUAAACUAUUUCCCACCAUAAUAAAUAUAGUUGUUUUGUCAGUGUGUGACCUCUCUGAAAUCAAUUUAACUAUUUGUCCGAAUGUAAGUUCUGGGUAACAAUAAUUAACAACUUUUCCAUUUACAUGAUUACCCAACAUGUGCCCAAAAUCCUUGCCAAGCCUAUCGGAAUAUACAACUGUGCUGUAAUCCUCGCUUGAACUGCUACUACUUGUAGUAAGCCUUGUCAAGGAAGUGGGUGCCAUCUUAGGUAACUGCUUAUUGCCUACUAUUCUACUAGCUGCCUGAGCAUAGGUGGGUUUCCUAUGUAAUUUCUUAGUGGAGGCCUGAAAAACAUCUGCUGCCGCCGAUGCGCUCUGGAUGACCCCUGAGGAUGGCGCGGCCGUCGGGAGGCUGGUGGUGGCCGCCAGGAGUCUGGUGGUGGCCCUCGGGAGGAUGGUGGUGGUCCCCGAGAGUCCGGUGGUGGUCCUCGAGAGACCAGUGGUGAGUCCAGUGGUGGCCAACGGGAUGCUGGUGGUGGCCGCCAGGAGUCUGGUGGUGGCCCUCGGGAGACCAGUGGUGAGUUCAGUGGUGGCCAACGGGAUGCUAUUUGUGGCCUCCGAGGUGGUGGUGGUGGCCUCCGGAGAUGCGGUAGAGGCUUCAGCAGAUGAAGACUUCUCCGGCAGCAUCUCAACCCGAACUAAGCCCACACUUCUCAGCACCAGCAGCUGGUUUUCAUACUCCACAGUUCUCUGGUCUAGGGCAGACUUCAAUGUGGCCAGCCUAGACUGUAGCAUAGCCAUGUUGAACUCGCACUCUUGGUUGUUGUCUGCGAGUUUCUGGUUGUAGUCCGACAUCUCUUCUUCAUAUUUAUUCACCAGUAGUUGUAGUCUCACUCUAUCCUUUUUCAAUGGAAGGUGCGUCUUAUGCUUUUUCAAUGCUCGCUCAGACUUCCUAAUAUAUUUAUUUAUUUUAAUAUAUUUUUUAAGCCUGUUUGCACCUUUGAUAUUGAUUGAUUUUCUUGGAGUGGUGAGGUCUAUUGUUGGCAUAGGGGUGUGAUGUAGGGUGACUAAUUCAUCGUACAAUGCCAUUGUCUUAUUUGUUUCUUCGCUUGCAUGUGCUUCAUUUAUUUGCUGGAUUUCUGUGUGUGCUUCAGCCAGUUGAUUCUCCAGGCUGCAGAUCUUUGUCAAGGCAGCUUCAUGUAAAUCCUGACACUCUGUGUUUGAUCUCAGUACAAUCUCCAGCUCAUCACAUUUGCCUUGUAAGUCUUGGUAUUGAAUGUCCAUUUCAGCGAUGACAUUCUUUAAGUCGGUGUUCUUUUUCAAAAGGGAAUCGAAUUCCUUUUCGUUGUCCUCCCGCUCUGCCAUCAGUUGGCUUGAGAGGUCACGAGACGCCUUGAGAUCCUCCAAAGCUGUCCUCAGCUGGAUCUCCAGGUCACGGCUCUGCACCUUCCGGGUCGUCAUCCUCGACAUGUCUGAAACCACCCGGGGUUACCCGUUAGUAUGUUGAUAGGUAGAAUUGAGAGGAUGCUUAUCCAAGAUAUAUACAAAAUAACCCUCUUUAGGUAUAACUUGAUCAAACCAGAUACCAAUAGGUUAUAAUAAUUAAAGUAUAUUGUAAGUCUAUGUAAAAAUGAUCAAAAGGUAACUUAUUUGUUAGUUAUCAUAUACAAUGUAGUCAUGAACACAAAGUAUGGGUGGGGAGGGAGUAAUAUGCUUAAUAUGUUACUUAAUGAAUAAGUAUUCAGUGGUAUUAUUGACUUAGAAUUAUGUAAACUUUAAGCCAAAAAACAAUCACUUGAUCAUUAUUCAAUGAAGUACUAAUAGCAAUUAAGUAGGUGGAGACUAUGGUAUAGUAAGAAUAGGCAAUAAGGGAUACAAAAGCUAAUAGAAAGUUUGAAAAUUAGAAAUGAAAACAACAAAGUUUGAAAAUGACAAAGUCUAAAAGUGGGUUAAGGAAGUGUGAAAAACAUCUCACGUAUGCAGCAAACUAAUGAAUAAUGAUUAAAUAAUUUAGUGAUUAUGAUUUUAAAUGAGUAAUACUAGUAAAAAUAUGUAAUUUUAACAAUACUCCCCUGAUAGAUAUCCGUUGGCAAAUUCGAACUUUGACAGGUGCCGCUGCUUCAAA
This is a messenger RNA of Plutella xylostella (diamondback moth), 2398 nucleotides long. Lineage: Eukaryota; Metazoa; Arthropoda; Insecta; Lepidoptera; Plutellidae. The record is from RefSeq and is a predicted model, not a curated record.